AUGGAAAGGAAGAAGGAGCUCUAUGUGGAAAGGACCUAUACAGAAGCUUACAUACACUAUAAAAGACAGCCCAGCUCAUCACUCUCUCAUCCACCAUUGCCUUUUCUUUGGAAUCAGGUACAACUCAAGCUUCAAGACAUGUCCUGCUGUGACCAGUGCGUGCCAUGCCGGCCCUGCGGCCCGACUCCUCUGGCCAGCAGCUGCAAUGAGCCCUGUGUUAGGCAGUGCCAGCCCUCCACCAUCGUCAUCCAGCCCUCUCCCGUGGUGGUGACCCUGCCCGGACCCAUCCUCAGCUCCUUCCCACAGAACACCGCCGUGGGAUCCUCCACCUCUGCUGCUGUUGGCAGCAUCCUCAGCUCUGAGGGUGUACCCAUCAGCUCGGGGGGCUUGGACCUCUCCUGCAUUUCCAACCGCUACGGCAGGUGCACCCCUUGCUAA
Messenger RNA from Phasianus colchicus (ring-necked pheasant), 438 nucleotides. The record is from RefSeq and is a predicted model, not a curated record. Lineage: Eukaryota; Metazoa; Chordata; Aves; Galliformes; Phasianidae.